Anopheles aquasalis is the source of this 2181-nucleotide messenger RNA. Its product is annotated as skin secretory protein xP2-like. The record is from RefSeq and is a predicted model, not a curated record. Lineage: Eukaryota; Metazoa; Arthropoda; Insecta; Diptera; Culicidae.
CAGCAGCUGAAUUCCGCCGUUUUAAGUAGUAUAAAAGCGGCGACUUAGCACAAAUCAGCAUCCAGUUCGGUGUCUGGAACCGCCACAGUUGCGCACACGUGGUUUCGCUUCGAAGGAGCAGCAGCAGCAGCAGUCGCUGAGUCGCAAUGAAGUUGUUUAUCUGUCUGUCGGCCCUUUUGCUGGUUUCGGCCAACGCCGAAUCAGAGCAGAAGAAGUCGGAGGCGACCGAGGGCGGUAAGUCGGCGGUCCCGUUGGAGAAGAAGCUGGACAAACGUGGUCUGCUCAGUCUGGGCUACGGGUACGGCAUCAAUGGGCUCGAUGUGGGCUACAUCGGUGGUGGACAUCACGGCGGAGCGUACCAUGACGCCCACAGCCACCAUUACGGCAGUCACGGAGUGUACCUCGGUGGACACACGGAUGUCACCAAGACGGUCACACUGGUAAAGGGAAUUCCGGUGCCGUACACCGUGGAGAAACACAUUCCAUACACCGUCGAGAAGCAUGUCCCAUACCCCGUGAAGGUGCCCGUUCCUCAGCCCUACGAGGUGGUCAAGCAUGUCCCAGUCCAUGUCAAGGAGUACGUCAAGGUGCCAGUCCAUGUGCCGGCCCCAUACCCCGUUGAGAAGAAGGUCCCCUACCCGGUCCAUGUUCCGGUCGAUCGUCCUUACCCCGUCAAGGUGCUGGUUCCGCAGCCUUACGAAGUUACCAAGCAUGUCCCAUACCCGGUGAAGGUACCGGUACCGCAGCCCUACGAAGUGACCAAGCAUGUGCCGGUACCGGUGAAGGUGGAGGUCCCCGUCCCAGUGCCGUACACCGUGGAGAAGAAGGUCCCGGUCCCCGUGAAGGUUCCGGUCGAUCGUCCUUAUCCAGUCCAUGUGCCAGCACCGUAUCCGGUUGAGGUUGAGAAACCGGUCCCGUACACCGUCGAGAAGCCUGUCCCGUACCCAGUGAAGGUCCCAGUCGAUCGUCCCUAUCCGGUGCAUGUUGAGAAGCCGGUUCCGUACCCGGUGAAGGUGCCCGUCCCACAGCCCUACUACGUCGAGAAGCACGUUCCGUACACCGUGGAGAAGCCAGUGCCGUACCCGGUCAAGGUUCCGAUCGAUCGCCCAUACCCGGUGCACGUUGAGAAGCACAUUCCGGUCGAGAAGCAUGUGCCGGUACCGGUGAAGGUGCCAGUUGCCGUGCCGGUUCCGGUGCACGAUCAUCACCACCACCAUCAUGAUGUGAGCUAUACUAGCUUCAGCGGUUACGGUCACGACUACAGCUAUCACCAUUAAGGAAAUAGAGAAAGCGAGAGAGAGAGCAUCUAGAUCUAGAACUCUUUCUAUACACCAAGAGAGAGAGAGAUCAAGAGGGCAAGGGAUAGAGGACACAACCAAUCGGGAUACUAACGAACCACUAAGCACCUGCCACGGAGCACACUCCUCUGUCUUGACCACUCGAGAACGACCGAGAGCCAGAGCCAUCUCGAUCCUUUAAUAGCUAUCGACCUCAUCAUCGAGCACCAGUACACCAAUCGUCCUCUUCUUCCUUCUCACCCCUCACCACAUCUCACAUACUCCCCACUCACUCACUCAUCGCUCAUCGAGCCGGAGUUUGGUUUGAUGAGGAACGGAAAACGGAACAAGAUCAGGUCUGAUCAAUUAUAGCGCCGACGAUUGUGAUAAUGUGAUCGUGAUUCGCAACGCACUGCCCGCCCCCCACCCACCAUCCAACCACACUGCCUGUCUUUUCCUUCUUCUUCUUCUUCUCCUCUUUCCAUCAUGCAUUACUACGAUUAGUACAUGGGAGUAUCAGCCACACCACCACCACCACGAUGGAGGCGCCCAAAUGUCCGUGCGUCACUUUAGCGACACUUUUUUUAGACACUUUAGCGUCGCACAACCGUCGCGUCGAGCAGCAAGUUGUUUUUGACAUUUUUGUAGAGCAAAAUUGCAAACAAAAGCAAACUAAAGAGGAAAUUCGGAAACUGGAAUUGAGAUGAGAGAGAUCUAAUCGCUCGAACGCACGCACGCACGGACGCACAGACCACCAGGUGUCCGGUGGUUGGUGACUUCCGGCUGAGAAGCAGAAGCAGAGAAGAGAAGGUUCGCACUCGAAAGGGCAUGAUGUAUAUUGUGUGUCUGUCUGUUUUUUUUUUUUAUUAUAUAUUACGUGUAAAUAAGAUGCGAAAAUAAACGA